This is a messenger RNA of Ochotona princeps (American pika), 623 nucleotides long. Its product is annotated as lysozyme-like protein 1. The record is from RefSeq and is a predicted model, not a curated record. NCBI's taxonomy places the organism in Eukaryota, Metazoa, Chordata, Mammalia, Lagomorpha, Ochotonidae. The transcript is spliced from 5 exons. Bases 144 to 590 code for a protein of 148 amino acids. Gene Ontology annotation, molecular function: lysozyme activity.
UCCGAGGAAACAGUUUGGUAGAGGAAAACUCCUCACUGAUCUCUCUGAUCGUGUUUGUAAGGAGCAGCUAUGCCUUCAGCUGGUGCUGGAAACUCCUGGGAACUGCCAGUCUUCCACUGAGUUCAGCUCCAACAGGUCUCAGGAUGAAGGCUGUGGCUGUUCUGGCCCUGGCCUGCUGCCUGGCCACCAUCAUCGAAUCCAAAGUCUACACUCGUUGCAAACUGGCCAAGAUAUUUUCAAGGGCUGGCCUGGACAAUUACGAGGGCUUUAGCCUUGGAAACUGGAUCUGUAUGGCAUACUACGAAAGCCACUACAACACCACGGCCCAGACCGUCCUGGAAGACGGAAGCAUCGACUAUGGCAUCUUCCAGAUCAACAGUUACACGUGGUGCCGACGUGGGAAGACCCAGGAGAAGAACCUCUGCCAUGUCGCCUGCUCAGCCUUGCUCACGGAUGAUCUCACCGAUGCCAUCAUCUGUGCCAAGAGGAUCAUCAAAGACACCCAGGGCAUGAACUAUUGGCAAAGCUGGAAGAAGCACUGUGAGGGCAGGGAACUGUCCGAGUGGAAGAAAGGGUGCGAGGUUUCCUGAGCACGAUUACCCCACGAUCACACCCUAGGAUGU